GAGAGCAGGGCAGGCAGAGAGCUACAGCAAUCCAAGAGAGACAGAAAAGUAGAGGAAGGAGAAGAGGAAGGAGAAGAAGAGGGAGAAGAAGGAGAGGAGGAGGAGCAACAGGUCAGCAGAGAGGAGGAGGAGAAGGAGUCAGUCCUUCUUUGUGUUUGACUUCAAACUUCCUGGAUUGAGUGUGAGCGUGAGCUGAGAGGAGGAAGAAGAGGGCAUGAGGAGGAGAGAGGCUUCCUCCGGCUGCUGGGAGGGUUAGGAGAAGGAAGGAAGGAAGUUAGAGACGAGCAGCUCCUCCUGGUGCACCCCCUCUUCCUCCUCCUCCUCCUCCUCUUUGUCGUGAAUGCUGCUUCUUCCUGGUGCGAGCUGAAGCAGAGACGCUCUGAGUGGACGCUGUCAGGAUGUCUCCACGCUGACCUCCCUGCAGAGCCCAGGUCAUGGAUCCGCCGCCUGAGGAGGAGACGCAGGAUGGAGGGGAGACGGGGACCUUCACUUCCACCUCUGCGGCCUCCUCUUCCUCCUCCUCCACGUCCACGGCGUCCCCCCCGCCCCCCAACGCCGAGCUGCCCUCAUCCGCCCCUGCAGCCCGCUGCCACCACAGCCGGACCUUCACCGGGCUCAAGAUCUUCUGCAGGAGGAAAGCUUUAGCGAAGUCGGGUCUGCAGAAUGUGGGGGGUCAGCCCAACGCUCUGACGUCUGCAGAAGGAGACCAGCCUCAGGAACCCAACAGCAUCGUGGACUGGAGCGAUAAUGCUCAGUUUGGGGACCAUAUCUGGUUUGAGACCAGCGGUUCUGGAGACUUCUGUUACGUUGGAGAGCAGUACUGCAUCGCCAAAUCUCUGCAAAAGUCCGUAGGGAGGAAGAAAUGUGCAGGAUGUAAGAUCUCAGUCCACACCAUGUGUAUGGAGCAGCUGGAGAAGAUUAAUUUCAGGUGUAAGCCGUCGUUCAGGGAACCAGGAUCCAGAGCUGUACGAGAGCCUAACGUGGUGAGACACCACUGGGUCCACAGGAGGCGCCAGACGGGGAAAUGUCGACAGUGUGGGAAGGGGUUUCAACAGAAGUUUUCAUUUCACAGCAAAGAGAUCGUCGCCAUCAGCUGCUCCUGGUGCAAACAGGCAUAUCAUAACAAGGUGACGUGCUUCAUGCUGCAGCAGAUUGAGGAGUGCUGUUCUCUGGGAGCUCACGCCGCCGUCAUCAUCCCUCCAACCUGGAUCAUCAGAGUCCGAAGAACACAGACGUCUCUGAAGUCGAGUAAAAAGAAGAAAAGGACGUCUCUGAAAUGCAACAAGUCAAGCAAGAAGGGAUCAGAGGUCCAGGAUGGCCGCUGGAAGCCCUUCCUGGUGAAGCCCCUCCCCUCUCAGCUCAUGAAGCCUCUGCUGGUGUUUGUGAACCCAAAGAGUGGAGGAAACCAGGGGGCAAAGAUCAUCCAGUCCUUCAUGUGGUACCUGAACCCUCGACAGGUGUUUGACUUGACGAAGGGAGGGCCCAGAGAGGGGUUGGAGCUUUACGCCAAAGUGCCCAACUUGAGGAUCCUGGCGUGUGGAGGAGACGGGACGGUGGGCUGGAUCUUGUCUGUGCUGGACCAGCUGAAACUCCGCCCUCAGCCCCCCGUGGGAAUCCUUCCUCUGGGGACGGGGAACGACCUGGCCAGGACCCUCAACUGGGGAGGGGGCUACACAGAUGAACCAAUCACAAAGAUCCUCUCUCACGUCGAGGACGGGAACAUCGUCCAGCUGGAUCGCUGGAACCUGAACGUGGAGCCGAACACCGAGGCUAGACCUGAGGACCAGGAUGAACACCAGACAGAUAAGCUUCCCAUCGAUGUCUUCAACAACUACUUCAGUCUGGGCUUCGAUGCUCACGUCACACUGGGCUUCCAUGAAUCCAGAGAGGCGAAUCCAGAGAAGUUCAACAGUCGCUUCAGGAAUAAAAUGUUCUAUGCAGGGACGGCGUUCUCAGACUUCCUCAGCGGGAGCUCCAAAGAUCUCGCCAAACACAUCAGAGUGGUGUGUGACGGCACUGAUCUGACUGCCAAAGUCCAGGAGUUAAAGCUGCAGUGUCUCCUCUUCCUCAACAUCCCCAGGUACUGUGCAGGCACGAUGCCGUGGGGUCACCCCAGCGAGCACCAGGACUUUGAGCCUCAGCGCCACGAUGACGGCUGCAUCGAGGUCAUCGGCUUCACCAUGACCAGCCUGGCGACUCUGCAGGUGGGCGGUCACGGCGAGCGGCUCCAUCAGUGUAAAGAGGCGACCCUGACCACCUUCAAGUCCAUCCCAAUGCAGGUGGAUGGUGAGCCGUGUAAACUAGCGCCCUCUAUCAUCCACAUCAACCUGAGGAACCAGGCUAACAUGGUGCAGAAGGCCAAGAGGAGGAUCUCCAUGCCUCACCUCAAUGAUCAGCAGCCGAUCCCGGAGAAGCUUCAGAUCCGAGUGAACAGGAUCAGCAUGGCGGCGUAUGAAGCUCUGCACUACGACAAAGACCAGCUGAAGGAGGCCUCGACGCCGCUCGGUGUGAUCACCGUCCCCGGAGACAGUGACCUGGAGACCUGCCGCCUGCUGAUUGAGCGUCUCCAUGACGACCAGGACCAGGACGGCGAGGAGAUGAGGGGAGAGAGCGUGUCGGCUCAGAAACUCUCUAUGAAGUGGUGUUUCCUCGACUGUACGACUGCAGAUCGUUUCUACAGGAUCGACCGCGCUCAGGAACACCUGAACUACGUCACAGAGAUCUGCCAGGACGAGCUCUACAUCCUGGACCCGGAGCUGGUCCUCAAAGAGACGGUGGGGACCUCUCCGGGGAUGCCCGACCUGGUGGACUCUGAGGGACACGCCGAGCAGCAGAGACAGUUCGCCUUCCCGUGCUCGCCGUCCUCGCCCACCACGCCGUCCUCGUCCUCCACCACACCCAGGGCGAGGGAGUGUCAGAGGAAGAGGAUCUCCAGUGACAGCUCAGUGGCCGACGUUCUCUCUGAGAGCUCGUCAAAGACCGCCCUCUGCAGUCCUUCCAGUGCUACCUCACACGACCCAGAAAAAGAUGCUGAGUUAAUAAACUGCAUCAAGACUGAAGACCUGAACAGACUGACGGAGCUGCACCAGCAGGGGGCGGACCUGCUGCUGCAGGACGCCGCCGGCUGCACGCUGCUGCAUCAUGCCGUGGAGGUCGGCAGCAAAGAAAUCCUCAAGUACCUCAUCGACAACGUGCCCACUUCUCAUCUGGAUAUAACAGAGAGAGAAACUGGGGAGACGGCGCUCCAUAAAGCCGCCUCCUCCUGUCAGAGGAGCAUCUGUCACUACCUGGUGGAGGCGGGGGCGUCGCUCAUGAAGACAGACCUACAGGGUGAAACUCCCAAACAGCGUGCUGAGAAGGCUGAUGACCGGGAGCUAGCCGACUAUCUGGAGAACCGCCAACAUUACCAGAUGAUCCAGAGAGAAGACCAGGAGACGGCGGUGUGAAGUCCGUCCUGUACCUCCAAGACUUCUGUCUCCACGUCUUUGGUUUCAUCUUUACCUCUCUACUCAAAAACAUUGAAACAGAAGGAGUAACGUCUGAUUCAUCUCCACAGACCGGCUAAAUAUCAGAGAGAGCUGAAGGAAGGUGGACCCAUCAACAUUUCCUGUUCAUCUCCAGAGCUGGGCACAUCUCUGUUAAUCCGUUAUUUACUGAUGUUAGGUUUUUUUUAAUUGAUUUUUAAUAUGGAUGUUAAUUUAAAUAAGGGUUUAAAAACCUUUAACUUCCUUUAAAUUUAGUUAGAAUCAUUUUAAGUCACAGCAAAGCAAAAAGAACAAGGUAGGCAGCAUAGGCAGGCUGUGUUUAUGUUUCUAACGUCUGGUUUGGUGACGCUGCCCGGUCUGAUCACUCUCAUUGGCUGUUAUGUGUUUUCCACUCCAAACAUGUUUAAUAUUUAGGAUUCAAGGUCAGGGGGUCUGGGGUGAUAGGGAGCAGUGAAAUAAACGUAUUUACGCUGCAGGGUGAGAGUUUAUUUGGACAAAUCACUGUUUAAAACCAGCCCAUAAUUAGGACAUGCCCCAUGGGGAGGAAUCAGACCAGACGUUGGACUUUCUCCUCGUUUCCACAUACAUAUAUGACUGAAGUCUCUGUAAGCCUAAAUACAUGAAUGUUACCUCCUAAUGUCCAGCAGAAGAAAGUGCACUUCUUCAGGAUGUUCUGAGUCCUGAUAGAAACUACCCGUAGCCAUGGGGAGAGGACAACUUUGGCAGUUUUUCACUGUUUAGUAGUUUAGGGAAUUUCCUAGAUGAAAAAUAUAAUACCAUCAAAAACCUUCUUUUAGAAUUUAAAUGAGGCUGGUGGACUUCCUGUUGGGAUUUGGGUUUGGAUCCCAGAGGCUUUUUUGUAGGUCUAAUCAUGAUGCAUAUACAGACAUCACAGGCCUAGGCUGAAUGGUCUGCAGGGGCUGACUGUUUGAAAUGAUUGAGGAGGAAAACAGCAGAACUUAGAUGAAGAAAUUGUCAUUUGGCAGCAGGGGGCGCUGUUAUAAAGUGAUGGUAUUAAUGCAUCAAUGUAUUCAGGCUCAGUGUUUGAUGAUCCCAGUGAAGUUUGGUGAAGACUGAUUGAAGCAUUGCAGAGUUAUGUAAAAUUAAUGUUCCUGGGACUCUGCAGAAAAAGUACAAAAAAGUAGUCCACCUUUGGGCCCCGACCACGGCCCCCCCUACAGUGAAAACUCACGAUUAGCACAACUUAAGAUCUCCAUCUUCUCAAGAACAAGCAAAUAAAAUCUGAAGUGAAUCAGAUAAAAUCCCUCUGAAGAAUUCAUGAAGAAGUGAAAGCUGUUCAUCGGUGACAACAGUCAACAGUCUGUUCCUGUACAUUUUAGAGCUGGGUCCAUUUUUUCAUCUUGACCUGAUACAGAAGUGCACUAAUUUUCAUGCAUGAAGGUCUUACCCAGGCCCCCACUGAUUUCUGGGAUACCCAUGGGGCCCCUGUGUGAAGGACUUGCAUGAAACCACCACCACAUGGGAGGAGAAUUUGUGGAGAAUUUUGUGGAACAUUUGAUGAGUUUUGGGGUGCUAAGGCCCAAAUCAGCGAUGCCAAAAUUAAACACCUUCACUGUCAGUGGGGUCCUCACUCUGAGGGCGGUGCUGGGGCCCUCAUGAAUGAACUUCUGCUUAACUAGCAUCCACAACUGUUUGUAAGUGGAAACGUUGGGCCUAGGUCAUCUACUGUUUACUCUGCAGUGUAAGGUUUUAACUUUCCCCUUUACCUCUGCUAAUUUUGAGCAGGAUUAUCAUGUGAACUGUUAUCGACGCUAACACCUUUCUCAGUGGAUUAACAGAUUAACGGAGCUGAAUUAUCGAUCAACGGUGCCCACCUCUGGUUGUUCCCCAAAAUUCUUACAUCAACCAGAUGACCUGAUGUUUCUCAAUGGUUGUGGACUUUUUAAACCACCUCUGUCCUCAGCUGGAGUCCAAACUAAAGACCAUAAAAUCCUUGGGACACUACGGUGAAUUCAAACUGGCGUGUUGGGGCCACAGUGGCGCUCAGAUCUCCUUCAAACAGCUUUAUGAAUGCGUCUUUAUGGACUCUGCAUUAGCGCUCUGACCUCUGUGUUAAUGACAAAGAUGUGUGUACACAAAGUGCUGCUGAAGUCGAACAACAGCAGCUGUGAGCAAACAGGGACUGUAUUCAUCCGUCUGCAGCUGAACGCCAUGGAACUAGAAGCUUCUGCCAUAUCAGAUAGAACGGCUGCAAAAAUGUGUCUUCUUCAAGCUUAUAGCGACCUUUUGGAUGUAUUUGUUUACUCGCCAGAAUAAGUGUUUGAUAUUUAACGUAGGCACACAUGAAUCCACCUAUUUAUGAAUUAUUUGUAGAGAUAUAAACACGUUUUACUUGUGAUCACACGGAGCGGCGAGUUUCCUCUGCUUCUGUCUGAUUUUAGAUAUUUUUGAGUCCAUAUGAGAUUUCUGUCUGUUACGUAACGUUAAAGCGAAUGGCUGCUAGCGGGACGCUUUCAUUGUGGCGUGUGUCGACUGUACAUAGCUGUUGGAAGUUUGAACAGAAGCUGAAGCCUGAUUCUGCCAAAGCCUUUAGUCUGUAUUAAUGAUAAUAUCAUAGCCUUCAGAAAGACUUCCUAGCAUCUGAUAUCGCAGUAAUAUCUGAUUUUGUUUGGUUUGAACAUUUCUGAGUGACCUGCAAUAAAAGCAUGUCAGUUACAACUUCCUGUGAGGACAAUCCUGUUAUUUACAAGGGGGAGUGUUAG
Molecule: messenger RNA, 6208 nt
Organism: Cheilinus undulatus (humphead wrasse)
Lineage: Eukaryota; Metazoa; Chordata; Actinopteri; Labriformes; Labridae
Gene: dgkzb
Product: diacylglycerol kinase, zeta b
Exons: 32
Coding region: 435-3446 (1003 amino acids)
Biological process (GO): lipid phosphorylation; diacylglycerol metabolic process; intracellular signal transduction
Cellular component (GO): nucleus
Molecular function (GO): ATP-dependent diacylglycerol kinase activity; protein binding
Source: RefSeq, a predicted model, not a curated record